This is a messenger RNA of Suillus paluster, 765 nucleotides long. Its product is annotated as ribosomal protein S5 domain 2-type protein. Bases 1 to 765 code for a protein of 254 amino acids. The transcript has 2 exons. Gene Ontology annotation, biological process: regulation of translational initiation. The record is from RefSeq and is a predicted model, not a curated record. Gene Ontology annotation, cellular component: cytoplasm. Lineage: Eukaryota; Fungi; Basidiomycota; Agaricomycetes; Boletales; Suillaceae.
AUGUCUAACCUGGAUUCCUAUGUGAAGGUUGAACGCCCUGCUCCAGAAUGUCUGGGUACCUCACAGGAGAUUCGUGACCGUGGGUCAGCGUUCGUAGGCAGCGUAUAUCGCGCUCGGACACCUGAAGAAGCUAAAGCUGCCAUCUCCCAUCACCGAAAUGUCGUUCACGCUGGGAAGAAGGCGUAUGAGAUAUCUGCCUGGAGAUGCAUGACGCUGAAACACGGCAAGACGGGGCUUGGGGGUCCCGAUGACUUCGAGGUGAUAACGGGAUAUGACGACGAUGGGGAGCAAUGGGCCGGGAGCAAGGUGUCCAAGGUCAUGCAGCACGAGGGUGUACUUGAUGCUGUUGUUAUCGUUAGUCGAUGGUUCGGAGGAACCCUUCUGGGGCCAGCUCGAUUCGCUCACAUCGAGACCUGCGCCAGUGAAGUAUGUCGUACAUUCAAACGAGUCGAAGAAAUGGAGGACUGCACUUCGACGCUUACGAGGCUCGACAAUAUUCUAGGAAGCCUACGGCAAGAGUUAAGGAACCUGACUCAGAAUGCUGAACUGGCGACACCUGGAGGCAUCUCAACUCGAACUGCCUCGGACGAGAUCGAUUCUGCAGAAGGGAGGAGAAGCAGACAACCCAACUACACAGCUAUGCAGAGGGAUCUCGACAUUGCAAAAGCGAAGAGACUUAUUGGUGCGAGAGAAAGUGCCAUCAAAAGUGUGAAGUCUCUGUUGUCGAAGAAGAGAACAACGGCAAGUACUGAAGCUGAAGGGUAG